This is a messenger RNA of Perca flavescens (yellow perch), 894 nucleotides long. Its product is annotated as ly6/PLAUR domain-containing protein 1. Gene Ontology annotation, biological process: acetylcholine receptor signaling pathway. The record is from RefSeq and is a predicted model, not a curated record. The transcript is spliced from 3 exons. Gene Ontology annotation, molecular function: acetylcholine receptor inhibitor activity. NCBI's taxonomy places the organism in Eukaryota, Metazoa, Chordata, Actinopteri, Perciformes, Percidae. The coding region runs from base 1 to 594 and encodes 197 amino acids.
AUGCCAGGCUGCCCGCCGCUGUGCGUCUGCGCCUCAGACCCGGCGAACCUCCGCCUCUCGUGGUCCUGCUGCUCCCAGGCUGCCAGCCGCCGCUGUGUGCCUGCGCCUCGGCCUCAGACCCGGCUAACCCCCGCCUCUCAUGGUUCUUCUCCCGGUCUCAGUCAGCGGACCAUGCGGCUCUUCACCGUCUCUACUCUGCUCCUCUUUUUCUCCAGCUCAGGGCUGGCUCUGCAGAUCCAGUGCUACCAGUGUGAGGAGAUGACACACGACUGCUCCACGCCAGAGUUCAUCGUUAACUGCACGGUGAAUGUGCAGGACAUGUGCCAGAAGGAGGUUCUGGUCAAGGAUGAUGGGAUACACUACCGCAAGUCCUGCGCCUCGUCAGGAGCCUGUCUUAUUGCUUCUUCUGGUUACCAGCAGUUCUGCACCGGCAAGCUCAACUCUGUUUGCAUCACGUGCUGUAACACACCGCUGUGUAACGGACCGCGGCAGAAGAAACGUCCCCAACCGUCAGCCGCCAUCGCCCUGACCACACCCCAGCUCCUUGUGGUUUCUCUCUACAUCCUCGGACUACUGUCCUCCACCCUGUGCUGACACGCCUUCACACGCUGAGUAAAGAUAUGUAUUGAGAGUGGAGACAACACAAACUGGAACUGUAUUACCUGAGACAGAGAAGAAAACAUACUGUGAAAUGUAUGUUCUUUGAGGCCUGUGGUACAGUAUUUGUUCUCUUUUUGUUGCAGCUUGCCUCCAAAAGGUCAAAUUGGGACAUUUUGUCAUCAUCACGUGCAUGCCACAAAUAUGAUCAUGGUGCAGCUGCAAGGGCAGCUGGGUAAGGUGAGGUGGAGGACAGUGCCGUGGAUGGAACAGCUUCUGGCUGUUUUGUUGGGCAGC